UUAACUAGUUCUUUAUAUGUUUGGCAUCAUGGUUCUGUGGGGUGAUGUCUGGAAAGGUAGUGAUUUUAAUCAAACGAGCAUUUCGUAUAAAACUGGUAUGGAUCUAACACCUUGAGUUAAAGUUCAAUAUCCAUGCUCUAUGGUGGACGAGGGACAUACGUAUAUAUGUACGUCCCUGUGUAGAUAUAGCAUUUUAACUCGGGUGUUAAUCUCUACCGGACAGAUAGAUCUACAAGCGCUCUCCGAUUAGUGGCCUACGUACGCCACUUUCGACCGAUUCCCCCAUCAUUCAAAGCUGGGACCACUUCCGAGCGGGUCAUGUUUUGACUGUCAGCCGAACAGUUGUCGGGGACGUAUUCAGAAUUUCAAUUCUGGGAUAGUAAACAUGUCGGAAAUCUUUCUGAAUAAGGAUGCUUAUGCCAUUCUGAAAAACAAGUUUGUUGUUGUGAUUGGAUCCUCAGUUCAAAGGUCAAUCUACAAGGACUUGGUGAUGUUGCUCCAGAAAAACAAUUACCUGAAUGAUCGCCAACUCCGUGCCAAGGGUGAGAUGAACUUUACCACUGACAAGUUAUUACUGGGAGGUAAGAAAGGGGAAAUGAACAACGGUAUCAACUACCGGGAGGUACGACAGUAUAAAACGGAUUACCAUCUGGUGAGGUUUUACUUUGUGACACGCUGCUUCAAUAACUACGUCAAUUCUAUAUUUACCGAGCUCAAGGAGGAACCACGGCCUGAUAUCGUCAUCAUCAACUCAUGUCUGUGGGACAUUACCAGGUAUGGUGAUAAUUACGUGAGUGACUACAAGUCUAACCUGGAAAAACUUUGUCUCCGUAUGAGGAACUGUCUGACAGAGAAAUGUUUGUCUCUGUGGAAUACGACCUUGCCAGUGUCGAGAAAAGCCAAAGGUGGCGUAAUCAUUCCUGAGGUAGAGCACAUGAUGAACUCAUUACAACUGGAGGUACUGGAAGCUAACUUUGUCGCAUGUCAAAUUGUAGCCUCACAUGGUCUCGAUGUGAUUGACCUGCAUCACUUUCUGCGGUACCACCUACACCGCCGCGCAGAGGAUGGCAUUCAUUGGGAUAUGACUGCACAUCGUCGGAUCACCAAUUUGAUUCUGUCACACAUCACAGAGGCUUUGGGUGAGGAGUUACCAAAUUACACUGAAGUCAAAAGGGUUGCUAAUUCUCAGAAGGCAAAUAAAAACCAAGUCAAUGUAAACUUCAGUCAUAAUAAAAAUCUGACUAGACUUGGAAACCCAGCCAAUGUGGAAUUACCUUUGGUACCUUUACAGAACACUAACAAUGCUCCCCGUUUCCCAAAGAACCAUCCACCAAAAAUGUUUCUGUCUGUUCGUCCUGCAGCCCAUUUACAAGGUGUAGCACAACAGAUAAACUUUCGUCAAUUGCAGUAUGAUAACACACCAAGUAUUGAAGAGCGGUAUGGUGGACCAAUUAGAAAGACAGACUACAGCUGUUACCAGGGCAACCAUAUGAUGAAUUAUGACCAACAGGACAGUCAUGGAAUGGUCGUGGGAAACUGCCCUGUGAUGGCGUCUGCAAUGUAUCCAUUGGUUUUCACUGAAGACCAGCCAGAAAAUUGUUUGAACUUUCAGGAAGAUGAACUUUCUGACCAGGAACAAAUGGCCAGUGUUCAUUUCAGCUCAAACAAUUUCAAUGGAUGUGAAAAUUUUGGCCAAAAUGUUCAGCCAUACAACUGGCAACCAUAUGGACAGCAGCAAUAUCAUCCACCAGUUCGCCAGACCAUGCAUCCAAGGCACAUGCAUCGUAUUGUACCCUAUCAUCAGAGAAGAGGAGGCAACCCUCGGGGAUUUGUAGGUCCAAGGGGAGUUUGUGUCCAGAACAUUCGUUUCUUUCGUUAGUAGUUGAAAGACCUGUUUUGAGUAAAUCUGUCUGAUUGUAUAUUCCAUGAAUACAUCAUAAAUAUAGAUUUCCGCUGGCACUUUAAUAAUAUUUGUAUGGUUUCUAGGGUAAGAAUGAUAUUCAUAUGGUUUCUUUGGUUGCUGAAUACUUCUAUGGGUUCCGAUCAGUAUUUGUGUGUAGAUUUGAUUCUAUUUGGUCUUGAUUGUUACUCCUACGGUUUCCAUGGGGACUGAUUAAUGUAAAUUUGAUUUCCAAGGGAAUAGAAUAAUACUCUAAUGGUUUCCAUAGGAAGUUAUUCAUACUCAUUCAGUUUCUAUGGAAACUGAUUUAUAAACAAGAGGACAUAGUCAAUACUAAGUUUGAAUGAUUCUGACUAUCUAUCCCCUUAAAUAUACUGCUAGGGGCAGAUACGAGAAGACAACCUGUGAGGUUUAUAUGGUUGCUAUAAUAAAUGCUUGUACAAGGUUUUCUGUGAGUAUUGAUUUGAAUGUUUAAAUUUUCUUUGAUAGUGAUGAUUUUUAUAUCAUGUGGUUAGUAUAUACAUUUUGUAUGUAAAGAUCUACGAUAAUGGGGGUUAUUCAUAGAUUGUACAGUUACUGAUGACUGCGGUUUAUAAAGAUCUACGAUAAUGGAGGUUAUUCAUACAUUGUACGGUUACCGAUGACUGUGGUUUGUAAAGAUCUACGAUAAUGGGGGUUAUUCAUACAUUGUACGGUUACCGAUGACUGUGGUUUGUAAAGAUCUACGAUAAUGGGGGUUAUUCAUACAUUGUACGGUUACCGAUGACUGUGGUUUGUAAAGAUCUACGAUAAUGGGGGUUAUUAAUAGAUUGCACGGUUACCGAUGACUGUGGUUUGUAAAGAUCUACGAUAAUGGAGGUUAUUCAUACAUUGUACGGUUACCGAUGACUGUGGUUUGUAAAGAUCUACGAUAAUGGAGGUUAAUUCAUACAUUGUACGGUUACCGAUGACUGUGGUUUGUAAAGAUCUACGAUAAUGGGGGGUUAUUCAUACAUUGUACGGUUAAUGAUGACUUGUUUGUAAAUAUCUACGAUAAUGGUUUGGUUUGUAGUGGUUUGUAUACAUGUUCAUGUUUUGUAUGGACGCCAGUGACUGGUUGGUUUGUAUACAUGUGUAUGUUUUGUAUGGAAGCCGAUGACUGUGGUUUGUAUACAUGUUUAUGUUUUGUAUGGACGCCGAUGACUGGGUGGUUUGUAUACAUGUUCAUGUUUUGUAUGGAAGCCGAUGACUGUGGUUUGUAUACAUGUUCAUGUUUUGUAUGGACGCCAAUGACUGGUUUGUAUACAUGUUCAUCUUUUGUAUGGACGCCAGUGACUGGGUGGUUUGUAUACAUGUUCAUGUUUUGUAUGGACGCCGAUGACUUUGGUUUGUAUACAUGUUCAUCUUUUGUAUGGACGCCAGUGACUUGGUGGUUUGUAUACAUGUUCAUGUUUUGUAUGAACGCCGAUGACUGUGGUUUGUAUACAUGUUCAUGUUUUGUAUGGAAGCCGAUGACUGUGGUUUGUAUACAUGUUCAUGUUUUGUAUGGAUGCCGAUGACUGUGGUUUGUAUACAUGUUCAUGUUUUGUAUGGACGCCGAUGACUGUGGUUUGUAUACAUGUUCAUGUUUUGUAUGGACGCCGAUGACUGGGUGGUUUGUAUACAUGUUCAUGUUUUGUAUGGAAGCCGAUGACUGUGGUUUGUAUACAUGUUCAUGUUUUGUAUGGAAGCCGAUGACUGUGGUUUGUAUACAUGUUCAUGUUUUGUAUGGACGCCGAUGACUGUGGUUUGUAUACAUGUUCAUGUUUUGUAUGGACGCCAAUGACUGUGGUUUGUAUACAUGUUCAUGUUUUGUAUGGACGCCAAUGACUGGGUGGUUUGUAUACAUGUUCAUCUUUUGUAUGGACGCCAAUGACUGUGGUUUGUAUGCAUGUUCAUCUUUUGUAUGGAAGCCGAUGACUGGGUGGUUUGUAUACAUGUUCAUGUUUUGUGUGGACGCCAAUGACUCUGGUUUGUAUACAUGUUCAUAUUUUGUAUGAACGCCGAUGACUGGUUUGUAUACAUGUGUAUGUUUUGUAUGGACGCCGAUGACUGGGUGGUUUGUAUACAUGUUCAUGUUUUGUAUGGACGUCGAUGACUGUGGUUUGUAUACAUGUUCAUGUUUUGUAUGGACGCCAGUGACUGGGUGGUUUGUAUACAUGUUCAUGUUUUGUAUGGACGCCGAUGACUGGGUGGUUUGUAUACAUGUUCAUGUUUUGUAUGGACGCCGAUGACUGGUUUGUAUACAUGUUCAUGUUUUGUAUGGACGCCAAUGACUGGGUGGUUUGUAUACAUGUUCAUGUUUUGUAUGGACGCCGAUGACUGGGUGGUUUGUAUACAUGUUCAUGUUUUGUAUGGACGCCGAUGACUGGUUUGUAUACAUGUUCAUGUUUUGUAUGGACGCCAAUGACUGGGUGGUUUGUAUACAUGUUCAUGUUUUGUAUGGACGCCAUGACUGGGUGGUUUGUAUGUUCAUGUUUUGUAUGGACAGCAAUGUAUAUAAAUAUAUUUUUUUCUGCUUUUUGUUUUGUUCAUGGAUUUGAUAACAGAUUAAUCUUAAUAUGUGGUUCUUCAUUAAUGAUGGAAUAUUAUGAUAAAACCGGUUAAUAAUCGAUGGAUUGAAUUUCUGGACAGAGAGGAUUUUCUACAUAAGCCUACUAGUCAAUCGGACAUCAAUAAAUGAAUGUUUAAAUGUCAA
Messenger RNA from Pecten maximus, 4616 nucleotides. RefSeq names its product PC-esterase domain-containing protein 1B-like. The transcript is spliced from 5 exons. Bases 386 to 1879 code for a protein of 497 amino acids. NCBI's taxonomy places the organism in Eukaryota, Metazoa, Mollusca, Bivalvia, Pectinida, Pectinidae. The record is from RefSeq and is a predicted model, not a curated record.